UGGGUCGGGACGUUUCCUCGCGUCCCAGCCGUCCGUUGCUCCGCACGUGUCGAUUGCUUUGCCCGUGGAGGAAGAAAGGAGUGUAGGUUGAGGCAUAUCAUCAAACACAAGAAAAGCCCCUCUCGAGAACACCCAUCACCACCCUUGGACCCUCGCACCAUCGCUUCAUAUGGGGAUCUUCUCCGGCUUUGGUUAUCCUCUCGCCCAUUUGCUCCUAUUCUUAUCCUUCUUCUUGGCGGAGUCUCGGGAUUUCCUCUCCGAUCAGCAUCGUGGCAACAACGCCUACCUUACCAGAGAUGAACACUGGUUUAAUCAGACCCUCGAUCACUUCUCCCCCACGGACCAUCAUAAAUUCAGGCAACGGUUUUAUGAAUUUCUUGAUUACUACCAAGUUCCUAAGGGGCCAAUAUUUCUUAAAAUUUGUGGUGAAUCUGCAUGCAAUGGGAUUGUCAAUGAUUAUACAUCUGUACUAGCAAAGAAGUUUGGUGCUGCUAUAGUUUCUCUUGAGCAUCGAUACUAUGGAAAGAGUUCCCCUUUCAAGCAACUGACGACAAAUAACCUGAGAUUUCUGUCCUCAAAACAGGCUUUAUUUGACUUGGCUGUUUUCCGUCAGUAUUACCAGGAAUAUUUGAAUGCAAAAUAUAAUAUAUCAGAAACUGAGAAUCCUUGGUUUGUUUUUGGUGUUUCAUAUUCUGGAGCACUCAGUGCUUGGUUCCGUUUGAAGUUCCCUCAUCUAACUUGUGGGAGUCUUGCAAGUUCAGGAGUUGUUCUUGCAAUUUACAACUUCAAAGAGUUUGACCAGCAGGUUGGAGAUUCUGCUGGUGCUGAAUGCAAAGCUGUGCUUCAAGAAAUAACCAAUCUUGUUGAUGAAAAACUUCAAUCUGAUGGAAAAUCAGUAAAAAAAUUAUUUGGUGCAGCUAAGCUUCAAAAUGACAAUGACUUCUUAUACCUAUUGGCUGAUGCUGCAGCAAUAGCAUUUCAGUAUGGAAAUCCUGACGUUCUAUGCUCUCCUCUUGUUGAUGCCAAGAAGAAUGGAAGUAACUUAUUGGAAGUAUAUGCUAACUAUGUGAGAAAUUAUUAUCUUGGAAAAUUUGGUGCAUCACUUGAAUCUUAUGAUCAACAGCAUUUAAAGAACAUAACUCCGGGUGAAAAUAGUGCUGAUCGACUAUGGUGGUUCCAAGUUUGUACUGAGGUUGCAUAUUUCCAAGUGGCACCAAAGAAUGGUACUGUUCGUUCACCAAAUAUUGAUACAAGGUACCAUUUGGAUCUUUGCAAAAACAUCUUUGGAGAAGGGGUGUAUCCUGAUGUAGAAAUGACCAACAUAUAUUAUGGGGGCACAAGAAUUGCUGGUUCGAAGAUAGUGUUUACUAAUGGUUCACAAGAUCCUUGGCGCCAUGCUUCUAAGCAAAAAUCAUCAGAAGAUUUGCCUUCCUACUUGAUCAAAUGUCAUAAUUGUGGACACGGUAGCGAUCUUAGAGGAUGCCCUCAGUCUCCUUUGAACAUUGAAGGUAAUGCGGAAAAGUGCACAUCUCCUGAAGCUGUACAAAAAGUGAGACAACAGAUUAUACAACAUAUUGACUUGUGGCUCUCACAAUGUCAAGCUACAGGACCUGGUGAUGAUGAACCUGCACUGAGGAUGACUGCGAGUUCCUGAUUGCUUGCCCAAGUCGAAAUGAUUUUGGUUUUUCAAUUUAUCAUGACUGAUGAAUUGAAGAUAUCGGGCAGUAAAUGUUCUGAAAGGACUAUAUAGUUUGCUAAAUACUUGAAAAAUUCAUAGUGUGGUUGCCAAAUAGGCAAAGUUGUAUCCAUCACGUAUCCCUUCACCUGCUUUGUAGUCCCAGGGAAGCCGCCUUCUUGGCUUUGCUACUCUUGCCCUGUAAUCACAGUACUAAACAAAUUUGUGGAGAGGGAAGAAGAGGUUGCCUAGUAUUCAAAGAUGACAAUCAAAUCAAUCAAUUCUGUCUCGUACUUCAAAACUUGUUGAUAGUCGUUGACAGCAUUAGCUAAAGAUAACCUGGCAAUAUACCUCUUUAUUCUUUGUUC
Molecule: messenger RNA, 2043 nt
Organism: Musa acuminata AAA Group (dessert banana)
Lineage: Eukaryota; Viridiplantae; Streptophyta; Magnoliopsida; Zingiberales; Musaceae
Product: probable serine protease EDA2
Exons: 14
Coding region: 170-1654 (494 amino acids)
Biological process (GO): proteolysis
Cellular component (GO): vacuole
Molecular function (GO): serine-type exopeptidase activity; dipeptidyl-peptidase activity
Source: RefSeq, a predicted model, not a curated record